AUGCACUUCAAGAUCAUGCUCGUCUCGCUGGUUGCAAGCGCUGUCGCCCUGCCAGCACUCCACUCCCGCCGCUCUGCUCAGAUUCAGGCUAAGAAAGUCUGUCAGAGCGGUAUUACCAACCUCCUUGACGACGAGGGUACCGGCACCGAGAACUUUGAGAACAACAUCGGCAAUGGUGUUGCGAACGUAGCCGACGACUUGGGUGAGGCCGUUGUCGACCUUGUCAGUAAGCGUUUCGCUCAGAUUGGGAACGGUAUUACCAACUUCCUUGACGACGAGGGCGCCGGAACCGAGAACCUCGAGGACGAUCUCGGCAAUGGUUUCGCGAACGUAGCCGACGAUGCGGGUGAGGCCCUAGACGACCUCGUCAGCAAGCGUUCAGCUCAGGUUGAGAACGGCCUUACCAACCUCCUCGACGACGAGGGUACCGGUACCGAGAACCUUGAGGAUAAUGUCGGCAAUGGUGUCGCAAAUCUGGCCGACGAUGCGGGUGCGGCUGUGGUAGACCUUACCGGAUCGUCUUUCACAUCGUUGGAAUGA
Molecule: messenger RNA, 540 nt
Organism: Baudoinia panamericana UAMH 10762
Lineage: Eukaryota; Fungi; Ascomycota; Dothideomycetes; Mycosphaerellales; Teratosphaeriaceae
Exons: 4
Coding region: 1-540 (179 amino acids)
Source: RefSeq, a predicted model, not a curated record